AUGAACAAGAAUGCCGACAAAGAAGUUCCAUCGUCAUCCAAUAAUGGAUUUGAGGAAACUGCUUUUUGCUCAUCCUCCCAUUGCGAUGAUGAUGUUGAAUCAUCGUCGUGGUCGUCGUCAUCCAAUAAUGCUCAUUUGAAUGAUGAUGAUGAUGAUGAUGAUGUGGAAGAACCAACUAGUUUCAUCAAGAAUGUGGAAGACAGCAACAGCAAGGCCACUACCAAUCAUGCUGUUUGCAGUCCAUCAUCAUCAUCAUCAUCGUCUCAAUAUCAAAAUGAUAGACAACGACAAAGACGACGACGACGACAUCAAGUCAAACCGCAGACUCCUCGGGAACAUUGGUGUUGUUGUUCUUGUUGUUGUGGCGGGUAUGAUGAUGAUGACGACGACGACGACUAUCUUGCCGACGAUGAUGACAGGAAUGGUCACAAUAAGGAGGACGACUAUACAUUGGACCAUGAUGAUGAUGAUGCUUCUCCUUUGUGUGUCACCCGAGUACUUCGUUAUUGUCGACUGCUUCCACCAUCACCUCGAUUAAAGGAAGGCCCCAUUCACAAGAAUAUUCGGUUUUUGUUGUGGUGGACCAUCUUGCUUGAUUGGAUCGUGGCCCUGAUUGCUUGCUUGUCCUUUACACAAUGGAUGACAUGCUGUGGGGAACCCAUUUUGGACAUGCCGGGAAUGAUGAACAACAACAACAACAACAACAACAACAACAAUGAAAUCAUGCAAAUCUUUCUGUACUCCUAUGUGGGAAUUGUGUUGGUACAAAUUAUUCCAGUGGUCCGAGAAGGAUCGUGCAUUCCUUGGAAUUUGAUGAAUCCAAUCGUUGGAUUUGUUGUUGGGUUCGUGCUCUUUUUCAACGACAAGCCCAUGACAGCCUUGAUCAUUUGGAUCUUGCAAAUUAGUUCGGUAGCAUUGCAGUUUGUAACCUAUCGACACUAUUCGAUUUUGCAUCGAGAAUCCAAGCGUCGAUUGGAGCGAGCCAAGGCACAGUUGCUAGAAAGGCCCAAAAAUCGUCAUGGAUACCAACAAAACAAGCGAGAACGAGUGCGACGAGAAUUGCAACGUCGUUGUACCAAAUCAUUGUACCGUUUGCGAAAGCAUUUGAUUGGGGUUUCCAUCAAUAUUGUGUUGGCGAUUGCUACGUUACUGUUGAUUGUCUAUGUGGCAAGAAAGGGAGGCAUGUGUGUCAAAGAUGGUGGGACUCCAAGUUUGUUUUUGUUCAACGACGAGGAAAUGGAGUGCAGCAUUCAUGAUCCGUCCAAGGGAACAACGCGAUAUGAGACUUGUGACUCCGAUUCGGGUGAAUCCGAAUGUUACGUUCCAUUCUUUUAA
This is a messenger RNA of Cylindrotheca closterium, 1335 nucleotides long. Lineage: Eukaryota; Bacillariophyta; Bacillariophyceae; Bacillariales; Bacillariaceae. The record is from the annotation of a GenBank genome assembly.